GCGCGGUGACGACUUCUGAUCAGGCGGAUGAAAUAAAGAGAUCAAAUUGGAUAACCCUAUUUUUUCCACCUUUCUCUUUAUUUUUAUUUUUAUUUAUUAUUUUGUGCGCAGCAAAAAAUAUAUUACAUACAAAUUUACAAACAAAUUCAACUUUUAUUCGCAAUUUAAAAAUCACAUGCGCUUCAGAGCCGCUCUUACCAACGCCACGCUGCUUCUGCGCGUGGUGCAGACCAUGGACAAGCUGACCAAAACAGCCAUCCUCAAGCUGACGCGCUCCAAGUUCCAUCUUAUAGUUCUCACAGACAUGGAUUCGGGGCUGCAGCUCUGGACAGACAUCACGACCUCCGCGCUCUUCAGCGACUAUCGUAUUGAAAGCGUCCACGACGAUGAAAUCUACCUCGAGUUCACCAUCGAAAAUCUCCAACGAGCGCUCAAAUCAACCCAAACCAACACGAGUACCUCGAACCAAUGCACACUGCGUUUGACAAAGAAACAACACCUCCCUGUGCUCUCCCUCGUUAUUCAAACUCAGUCGGCUAUGGGCAGGGAGAUGGUCCUGACACAGGAUGUGCCUGUCAGAGUGUUGACACCGCAGCAGAUGGAGAGUAUUAGGGAGCCCAUGGUGCCUGAUGGCCAGGUGCACGUUAUGAUGCCAAGCUUGGGAAGCGUGCGGAGCGUGGUUGAGCGGAUGAAGUCCAUGGGUGACAGAGUGGCAGUUUCAGCUAAUCGCCUAGGAGAGCUCAAUAUUCGCGUGAAUAACGAACUGGUGGACAUAACAACGUAUUUCAAGGGGUUAGAGAAUUUGAAUGACGACUCUGUAGCUACGCAGGAUGGAUCGCAGGCAACAGUGGAUAGGGCACCGGGGGAGUAUUAUACAGCGGUGGUGGAUAUGAAGAACUUUGUGCGCUUCUUGCAGAGCUACCAUGUGGCGCCAAAGAAUAUUGUUUGUUGUAUUAUUGAGAAUUUUGCACUUGUGUUUUAUGUGUACAUUGGGUCGACCGCUGGGUUUGGUAAUAAUGGCGUGGCGGCGUUGAAUGAUCAGAACUGUGGGUCUAUGACAUAUUUUAUACCUGUAAGACAACAAUAAAGAAAAGAAUGAGACUACAAA
Messenger RNA from Kickxella alabastrina, 1108 nucleotides. RefSeq names its product checkpoint protein Hus1/Mec3. Gene Ontology annotation, biological process: telomere maintenance; mitotic DNA replication checkpoint signaling; double-strand break repair via homologous recombination. Bases 176 to 1087 code for a protein of 303 amino acids. Gene Ontology annotation, cellular component: site of double-strand break; checkpoint clamp complex; nucleolus. Lineage: Eukaryota; Fungi; Kickxellomycota; Kickxellomycetes; Kickxellales; Kickxellaceae. The transcript has a single exon. The record is from RefSeq and is a predicted model, not a curated record.